CGAUGCGAGCGCGACACACAGCGUGGCCAACAUUUCCGACCUAAGAACGCGCAGUCGCGUGCCGAUCCUGUCGGGUGGGAGAAGUGAUCAGCUGCGUGUACAGAAGGAGAACGAAAUGUUCAUUCUGCAGAGGUCUAUAUCUAGCAGAAAUUACGGAGGAUCAUGGAUGAGGACGCUUCUACCUUCGUAUAUUGCUGUGAAGGACAUACAACGGAGGGACAUCCAUGAGGUUUCGGGAGAUGUGAUACCAAUAAACAUGGUAAAGGGUAUCGGACACCUCAGGGAUCCUCGACUGAACAAGGGCUUGGCGUUCACUCUGAAAGAAAGAAUAGCCCUCGGAAUACAUGGGCUACAGCCUCCCAGAUUUAAGACGCAAGAGGAACAGUUGGCUUUAUGCAAAGCCUCAGUAAUGAAAUAUUCAGAGGAUCUAAAUCGAUAUUUGUAUCUUGUGGAACUUCAGGAAAGGAAUGAAAGAUUAUUUUUUCGCUUGUUAAGCGAAAAUAUCGAGCAAAUGAUGCCAAUUGUCUAUACACCUACCGUUGGUUUGGCCUGUCAAAAGUUUGGUGUGAUAUAUCGUAGACCUCGCGGGCUUUUCAUUACUAUAUAUGAUAAAGGCCAUAUUUACGAGAUCUUGAAUAAUUGGCCAGAACAAGCGGUGCGGGCCAUCUGCGUGACAGAUGGCGAGCGAAUUUUAGGUCUCGGUGAUCUCGGAGCUUGCGGCAUGGGUAUCCCCGUUGGAAAACUGGCACUUUAUACAGCUCUGGCUGGUAUCAAACCGCAUCAAUGUCUCCCAAUUGCUAUUGAUGUAGGCACUAAUAACGAACAGCUAAGAAAUGAUCCUCAUUACAUUGGUCUUAAUAAGUCUAGGAGCCAAGGCGCCGAGUAUGAUGAAUUAAUCGACGAAUUUAUGGCUGCCUGCGUGCAAAAGUAUGGACAAAACGUUCUUAUUCAAUUCGAAGAUUUCGGAAACCAUAAUGCCUUCCGUUUCUUAGACAAAUACAGAAAUAAAUAUUGUACGUUUAACGAUGAUAUACAAGGUACAGCUGCGGUUGCUGUGGCUGGAAUUUUAGCAUCGCAAAGAAUAACUAAGAAAAGAAUGGCAGAUAAUAAGUUUGUCUUCCUUGGUGCCGGAGAGGCAGCUAUUGGAAUUGCUGAUCUUUGUGUCAAAGCAAUGGAGGCUGACGGUUGCACUCAACAACAGGCGCGCAAUAAUAUUUGGAUGAUGGAUAUUGAUGGGUUACUCGUAAAGAAUCGGCCCGAAGGUAAUUUGGAAGGCCACAAGAUUUGGUACGCGAAGGACUACAAAGUGAUGAAGACAUUAAUCGAAGUUGUGAAAGAAAUCAAACCUUCUGUCUUGAUAGGUGCUUCGGCGGCGGCAGGGGCAUUUACUCCUGAAGUCUUAAAGGAAAUGGCAAAAAAUAAUGAGAGACCGUUGAUCUUCGCUUUAAGUAAUCCAACCAGUAAAGCUGAAUGUACGGCACAACAAGCGUAUGAUCAUACCAAUGGUAGAUGUGUAUUCUCUUCGGGUUCGCCAUUCGGUGAAGUAAAAUAUAAUGGGAAAAUAUAUAAGCCUGGACAGGGUAAUAAUGCGUACAUCUUUCCUGGCAUUGCUUUAGGCGUUAUUGCAACCGGAGUACAUCAUAUUACUGAAGAUUUAUUCUUGAUUUCGGCACAAACUGUCGCCGAUCAUGUAAAAAAUGAGGAUCUUGAAAGGGGUAGUUUAUAUCCACCAUUAAAUAAUAUUCGCGAGUGUUCUAUCGACAUCGCGGUAAAAAUAGCUGAUUAUGCUUAUGCUAAAGGUGGUUUAGCAAGUGAAUAUCCGGAGCCGAAAGAUAAGCGACAAUUCAUUAUAAGUAAGAUGUACGAUGCCAACUAUGACAGUCCACUGCCAAAUUUGUAUGAAUGGCCGGGUGAUUAUGCCAAACCACGUAUCUUACCGGAAAAAGACACAAUAGAAAUUCGUCACAAUUUAAAACAUCUGUAGUGGAUUUCAUCGGCUGGAAUAGUUGGAGGCUAUUAUUGUUAUUUAUAGCGAUAAAAAUACCAAUUGUCUCUUCAACUUAUAUUUAAUGUCAUUCAUAUACAAACAGCAAAACUUAUAAACA
Molecule: messenger RNA, 2105 nt
Organism: Mycetomoellerius zeteki
Lineage: Eukaryota; Metazoa; Arthropoda; Insecta; Hymenoptera; Formicidae
Product: NADP-dependent malic enzyme
Exons: 11
Coding region: 116-1984 (622 amino acids)
Biological process (GO): pyruvate metabolic process; malate metabolic process
Cellular component (GO): mitochondrion
Molecular function (GO): NAD binding; malate dehydrogenase (decarboxylating) (NADP+) activity
Source: RefSeq, a predicted model, not a curated record